UAAUCCGAGAUAUCUGCACUCAUCUAUACAAGAUGGAAUCCAAUUCGCUUUCAAGCUUUGUGAGAAUUCUGAGAGAAUCCCUUCAUUUAUUUCUGAAAAACAAAGGCCUUAUGACCUCCAUAGCCAUGCUCAUCCUUCUUCUCCACUCCUUCCUCUUUUCAUGCAAUUACUUCUCCAUUGAGCCUUUCACGAAAGAUUUUGUCAAGAAGCGAGUUCAGUUGUUCUUCGCCAGACCAGGUACCUCUAAGUACACCAACAUCGUUACCUCUAUGACAUCAGAUUUUCGCAUGUUGGCAGGCCUGGAAUGGUUCUUCAUUCUUGCUCUCUCCAUGGCUUCCUUAUUCUCAUCAGCCACAACUGUUUUGGCUUCGGCUGUGACUUAUGCAGAAGGAAACUUGUCUUUCUUAUAUUUGCUGUCAAGAGUAUUCAAAUCAUGUAAAAGGCUAAUAAUCACUUGGUUCUACGUAUCUCUCUUCAAUCUUGGUUACUUACUCCUUGCAUUCUCUUUGAUCUUUCCCUUCACUGUCAACUUUGCUUUUCCAUUAUUUCGCCCGACAACCUUUGUUUAUGUCAUGUUGAUUCCGGUGUCAGCUUUCCAUACGUACCUCGCUGUUGUUUGGAAAAUGUCUGUUGUGAUAUCAGUUCUUGAAGAGAAACGUGGACUUGAGGCAUUUGGGAAGGCUUGGCAGAUUUUGAAGGGAUUGAAGACGCAAGGGUUUCUGCUGAAUCUUGUGUAUGAUGUACUUGCUUUGAUUGGGUACAUCUGGUGGUACAUGGAGAGUCCAAAGAAAGGAACUUACUAUUCGCUGGUUAUGGGACUAAUGUUGUUGAACGUUGGUUGUCUGAUUAAGAUGUUAGUGGACAUGGCGUUCACAGUGUUAUACCAUAUGUGCAAGCUGAGCCAUGGAGAAGAGAUUGAAUUUGAAAGAAUCUCGAAAUACAUUAAGGUGUCUAAUGAACCAACGAUUGGAGCAGAUGUAGCAUAAAGAAGAAAGGUAUUACAAUGUCUUCAUCUUCUUGAUCAUUUAUUUCUUUCAAUUGACGCUUGUAGAUACUGCCUUACAUAGCUUCUGUUUUCAGAUCACUUGAAGUCUGAUGUAUGUAAGUAUGCAUGCAUGCUUAAAUGCUUAAUUUUGAGUUGUCAUUUACAAUAAUAAGUGUUCUCACUGAGUGGUUU
This is a messenger RNA of Prosopis cineraria, 1177 nucleotides long. RefSeq lists its product as uncharacterized. NCBI's taxonomy places the organism in Eukaryota, Viridiplantae, Streptophyta, Magnoliopsida, Fabales, Fabaceae. The transcript has a single exon. The coding region runs from base 33 to 986 and encodes 317 amino acids. The record is from RefSeq and is a predicted model, not a curated record.